Molecule: messenger RNA, 2314 nt
Organism: Daucus carota subsp. sativus
Lineage: Eukaryota; Viridiplantae; Streptophyta; Magnoliopsida; Apiales; Apiaceae
Product: DEAD-box ATP-dependent RNA helicase 52C
Exons: 6
Coding region: 243-2087 (614 amino acids)
Cellular component (GO): nucleus
Molecular function (GO): ATP binding; RNA binding; RNA helicase activity
Source: RefSeq, a predicted model, not a curated record
AGCUGCCCCCUCUCUGUCUACUCAACUCCCACACCAUCGGACCUCAGCACUUUCGCCAAUCCCCACUAUCUCUCUCUCCCUAAUUACACCCACCUCUCUCUCCAUCUCUCUCGGGAAAAUGUGUUUACCGUAAAUCAACCCCACCCCUUCUACUUCCCUCACCACCUCUCUAUAUAUACACUUUCACAAUCACUCAACUUAAACACACAAACAAUCCAACCACAUUUUGAUUUUCAGCAACCAUGUCUUACAACAACUACAAUCCGUCGUAUCCUCCACUCCCAACUCGUCUCCAUCGACCCCAAAGUAGGCCCCACCCUCCUCCACAACACAACCCCUCCGAUCAUCUCUCCGACAAUCUCUCCCAACUCAGCCUCAACUCCGGCAACUCAAACGUCAUCAACUUCGACGCAUACGAGGACAUUCCGGUCGAAGCCACCGGCUCCGACAUUCCCCCGCCGGUGAACACAUUCGCCGAGAUUCAGCUAGGGAAAGCACUGGAUGACAACAUAAGGAGAUGCAAGUACGUGAAGCCCACGCCCAUUCAGCGCCACGCCAUUCCGGUUGCUCUGGCCGGACGGGACUUGAUGGCGUGCGCUCAGACCGGCUCCGGCAAAACGGCGGCGUUUUGCUUCCCCAUCAUCAGUGGGAUUUUGAAGCAGAAUGGAGCAAUGGGGUUUGGGGGUGGUCGGAAAAUCAGGGUGGCGUCUCCGCUUGCUCUUAUCAUGUCUCCUACUAGGGAACUUUCUUCUCAGAUACACGAUGAAGCAAAGAAAUUUUCUCAUCAGACUGGUGUCAAGGUUGUGGUUGCGUAUGGUGGGGCACCAAUUAAUCGUCAGUUGCAAAAUUUGGAAAGAGGAGUUGAUAUAUUGGUAGCGACCCCGGGGCGUUUGGUGGAUAUGAUUGAAAGAGAGAGAGUCUCUCUCAAAAGGAUAAAGUAUCUGGCUUUGGAUGAGGCUGAUAGAAUGUUGGACAUGGGGUUUGAACGUCAGAUACGUCAAAUUGUUCAAGAAAUGGGGAUGCCACCACCAGGUGCAAGGCAAACAUUGCUCUUUAGUGCAACAUUUCCAACCGAGAUCCAGAGGCUUGCAUCAGAUUUUCUUUCAAAUUAUAUAUUUUUAAGUGUUGGAAGAGUUGGUUCAAGCACUGAACUGAUUGAUCAAAGGGUUGAGCUGGUCCCAGAUAUGGACAAAAGAAGUCGACUGAUGAAUAUACUAAAGGAUCAAAGAACAAAUGGCAUGGAUAGCAAGCUUGCUUUGACAUUAGUUUUUGUGGAGACAAAAAGAGGUGCAGAUGCGCUUGAACACUGGUUGUGUAGGAGUGGUUUCCCAGCUACGGCAAUUCAUGGUGACAAAGUCCAAAUGGAAAGAGAAAGGGCCUUAAGAUCAUUCAAAACGGGUACUACCCCUAUACUGGUGGCUACUGAUGUUGCUGCAAGAGGUCUUGAUGUUCCUCAUGUCACCCAUGUUAUCAACUUUGAUUUGCCAAAAGACAUUGAUGAUUAUGUUCAUAGAAUUGGAAGAACAGGCAGAGCGGGCAAGUCUGGUUUGGCAACAGCAUUCUUCAGUGAGAAAAAUUCCCCUCUAGCUAAGGCCCUAGCUCAGUUAAUGCAAGAAUCCAAUCAACAAGUACCUUCCUGGCUUACUCAAUAUGCAGAAACAUCCUCAUCUUAUGGUAAUGGCCGUUCACAUCAUCGCAAAGGUAGCAAGUUUGGUGGUCAUGACUUCAGAAGUUCAUCAAAUAAUGGGGGAGGCAGCAGGUAUGAUAGUUAUGGCAGCGGCAACAAUGAUUAUAAUGCAAGCAACAGCAGCUAUAAUGAUUAUAAUGCAAGCAACAGCGGCUAUAAUGAUUAUAAUGCAAACUACAUCGGCUAUACUGAUUAUAAUGCAAACUACAGCGGCUAUAAUAAUUAUAAUGCGAGCACUGGUCCUGCGGAUUACAUGUAUAAUUAUUCUGGCACUAAUACUGGUAAUUCUACGUAUUCUGAAUAUUCUGGCAAAGACUUCGGUGCUGCUGGUGGCGGUAGUGAUAAUUAUGCUGGUGGUGCACCAGGGUACGAGUCAAUCGUUCCUACUGGUUGGGAUUAGUUGGUCUCCGGAUAUAACUUUUGUAUCUACUAUGGAUGCAUUGGUAGAAUGAAGUUUAACCCUUAAAUGGUUUUGGACAAGCUGCUAGUUUUAUGAAUUCUAUUGAUCAAUUUUUGGAUUUUAAAAGUUGUAGCCAAUGCCGAUUAGUUCCAAUUUUUGAAGUGUAAUGCAACUUAACAUUGUUGGGGAAUAGAUGUUUUGCUUAUUGAAGAAUAGUUUAUGCCAUU